Pimephales promelas (fathead minnow) is the source of this 1649-nucleotide messenger RNA. The record is from RefSeq and is a predicted model, not a curated record. NCBI's taxonomy places the organism in Eukaryota, Metazoa, Chordata, Actinopteri, Cypriniformes, Leuciscidae.
AUGACCUGGAAAGACAUACAUUCAGUGGACAUUCAGCUUUUAUCCAGAGUGACUUACAUUGCAUUUCAAGCCAAGGCGUGCAGGGCUGCGAAACCCUUUGUGAACUACGGCUGGGCGAUUCCUGGCCUGCGCUGGGUCACGGGGAAAGAGCGUCGGGUCACGGGGAAGGAGCGUCUGUUCCCGAGCACCACCAGCCGCAGCUCCAGUCCGGAAAAAGAUGCAGAAGAGAUGGAAGAGUCAUCUGAUGAUUACAGUUUGGGUCGUUUCUCAGAGUUGGAGGGAGCGGGACGCAGACCAAAGCCUCAGUGGGGAGAGAACGGCCAUGACCGGAAGCUGCAGAGAUGCAAAACUCAACGCCUGGUGACCCAUCUCCCCCGGGACACGGCCAACGACCCAGAAGGCCACACCGGAUCAGAGAAGUUUGGCCAUCUAGCUUUGUCCGAUCGACCCGGUCUCCACCAAUCACUCAUUUCACAAGUGCCAUUAAGACUACAGAUUAAAGUGAACGGUCAGAGAGGAGGAAUGGGAAUCUGUAUUGCGGGAGGGAAAGGCUCCUUGCCAUACAAAGAGAACGACGAGGGUAUCUUCAUCUCCAGGGUGUCUAAAGGUGGACCAGCGGAGAAGGCCGGUCUUCAUGUUGGGGACAGAGUGCUGGAGGUCAAUGGCCUGGACAUGCUGGAGGUCAGCCAUCAUGAGGCAGUCAGCGUCCUGAGGAAUGCUGGGAGUUGUAUAAAGAUGAAAGUGAUACGGGAGAGAUGCGUGUCCAUGGAGCCGCGAGCGAACGACAGGUCCGACGGCAUGGAGACCGACCCGCAGAUCAGCCAAGAGUGGGAUGUUCCCGUGAGCUAUAGCAGAUCGGGCGGCCCACAAUCCUCCACUGAUCCCACGCCGGACCACAGCUCAGCGACCAACCGGACUGAAGCUUCGGCCUGCAACGGAAACGGACCGAAUGAACCAGUCCAGGACUUACGGCCAAUGAAAGACACGGAGACCUUCAAAAACAACGCUCUGCAGGUUGUGAAAAACACCAUGACGAUUCCUCGGAUCAUCCUCACACACCCCUCAACCUCGGAUGAAGACGUGGAGCCGCUCACGCAGGGUCCAGAUGAUGGAGACUUUGAUCGGGACUGCAGUGACUUCUACUCCGACUGCCUGAACAACGCUUUCUAUCCUCUGUGAAAAUGUGGCUGUCCUUCGGUUAACCGAACAUUCGCCGGAGCGGAUCCAUACUUCAGGCAAACUUCCCAUGAGUCCACAGUCACAUGAUGCUUACAUCCUUACAACUAUCUGAACUGUUUAGUGUGAAAGAGAAAGUAAAUAUAUAAUAUUUUUGUAACAUUUUGCUUGUUUAAUGCUCUAAAAUAGACCUUAUUCACUUUAUCUAUGCUUUACUUAAAUGUUUUUACUCGCAGCAUUUGCCAAAAGUGAAAUAAAUAUUAAAAACGUUGCCGGUCGUAUGUGUGUAAUGGUGUGAGUGUGUCUUGUUGUGAAUAUGUGAUGUGGAUAUGCUAUCGAUCUUCAUCAACACAACACUUGUAUAAAUGUAUGCAUUUAAUAGUUUGAAAUAAUAAUAAUUUUGUGACGAUACAUUUAGCAGAUACUGCCAUUAAGUAAGCGUAUCUGGGUUAUAGAGUGUCGAAGUGAUGACG